UUCCAACGGUUGUUGUCGUUCACGUGUAGACAAGUGUCCUUUUUCUUUUUCUCUCUAAAAAUCAAAUAUCAAAAACUAAACUUCUGCUAGUUGAAGGAAACUUUCCCUUUCCAUGAAACCCUUCUUUAAUCCUCCUUAAACAACCAUAAAGUUUCGAUCUUUCUUUCAUUUCUUCUCCAUGAAGAUUUUGUUUAUUAAUCCAAGUCAAUCAAUGUCCGAAGUCUUUGAAUCAUCGAUGAAUAUGGAUCGGAAGAAGAAGAACAAGAGGCUUCUGGUGUUCAAAGGUUCCAUCUUGCUUCUUUAGUUCUUUAAAAAAAAAUAUUUGUGUAAUUUUUGAAGUGAUUUUGAAUUAAUAUUCAGAUUUUUUUUAAUUAGUAUCGAGUAGAGUAAAAAGAGUGUUUUGAUUGAUACCCAUUUGUUGGAGUUGCAGAAUGUAUGCAAAGAUCCAGUCUUGUGAUAGAGUGCUUAUUGCUUUGAUUUCACUUGAAGAGAGUUUUAGGUUAUCUUUAUUCCUUUUGUAAGUUUUUGGAGCAAUGUUAUUAGUGUAAGGAUGUAAUAAUUUUCCGGGUUGCAUGGUUGUGGUGUUUUGGAAUUGCUUGAUUUUAAAGUUUGAUGGAAUCCUUAAGAAGGAAGAGGAAGGGCUUAGAAAUUUUGCCUUCAUUUGGUGAGUCCCUUGCUCCAUUAACAGUGAUUUUGCCGCGCUUGUCAUUGGGAGAUUAUUCGAGGCAAAGGAAGAAGUAUAAGGAAGAUGAGGAUAAAGAAGCUGUUGGUUCUAGUACAAGUGUAGUUAAAGGUGUUUUCACUGCUCCACCUUGUAGGAGUGUCUCUGCAGAUCCACCUUGUAGGGGUCUUAAGAGGAAAAUUGGGUGUAUUGAUGUGGCAACUCAGUUGGGCAGGAAGAAAAAAAUUGAGAAAGAGUAUGACUUGGGUGCGUCUAUUGGGCAAGGGAAGUUUGGGUCGGUGGUUUUGUGUCGAAGUAAAGUGACUGGAGAAGAGUUUGCUUGCAAAAUGCUGCGCAAGGGAGAGGAGCUUGUGCAUCGGGAAGUGGAGAUUAUGCAGCACCUCUCAGGUCAUCCUGGUGUGGUGACAUUGAAGGCAGUGUAUGAGGACUUAGAAUCCUUUUAUCUUGUCAUGGAGCUCUGCACCGGGGGACGAUUGCUCGACCAGAUGGCUAAGCAAAGGCAGUAUCCAGAGCAUAGGGCUGCUAAUAUACUCAAGGAAGUGGUUUCAGUUAUCAAAUAUUGCCAUGACAUGGGAGUUGUUCAUCGGGACAUAAAACCGGAGAAUAUCCUCCUUACAGCCUCUGGGCUGAUGAAGCUUGCGGACUUUGGCCUAGCUGUGAGGAUGUCAAAUGGUCAGAGCCUCAGAGGUGCGGUUGGAAGUCCUGCCUAUGUUGCACCAGAAGUUUUAGCUGGUGAUUAUUCAGAAAAGGUUGAUAUCUGGAGUGCUGGUGUCCUCCUUCAUACCUUGUUGGUUGGCGUGCUUCCAUUUCAGGGUGAUUCAUUGGAUGCUGUCUUUGAGGCUAUUAAGAAGGUCAACCUUGACUUCAAAAGUGAAUUAUGGGAAUCAGUAUCUCAACCUGCACGGGAGUUAGUUGCUCAUAUGCUGACAAGGGAUGUUUCAGCAAGACUAACUGCUGAUGAAAUACUAGGACAUCCAUGGAUCUUGUUCUAUACAGAACCAACACGGAAGGAACUUACCCAAAAACCAAAGUUUCAAGACCAUGCAACACUGACUUCUCAACAACUAACUGUCACAACUAGGUUGGAGUCAGAGAGAUACAGGAUAACAGCCAGUGGUUUUCUCAGUGAUGACUCUAGCCUAAUUUUAUCAUCUGAUGGUUCUAGGUCAAGGUUGGAAGAGCAAGACUGUGGAUUGGUUGAUGCUCUCACCGUGGCAAUAUCACGUGUGAGGAUAUCUGAACCAAAGAGAAGCAGGUUGUGUUGGCCCACAAGCCCUAUCCGACAAGAGUGUUCCUCUAACAUUAAGAUUAACAAUCUCUGUACAGCAUUUUGAUCCUGUUGUGUAAAAAUGCUGACUCGGCUGCCAGGCAUCGCCACUGUUAGUUGUAACUGCAACGGAAGAAAACUCUGUGGCAAUAGAUUUGUUGCUGCUUGGAGAAGGAAGAAUAAAGACCAUUAAUAAAACAACCUUUUAGGUGAAAGUAAGUGGCAACUAAAAUAUUCUUGUUUCUAUAAUUUGUGAGAACCAUCUGGUAUUUUAUUGGUGAGCUCCUGGUUUCAUUUCUUUCAUUUAGCCUGAUCUGUAAUACUAGUACAAUGUGGCUUCUAAGCUUCCUGUGUAAAUAGCAUGUGUUACUGCUUGGCAUGCUUUGCCUGAAGCUUCAGUUCAAUGUUAGUUUUUUUCAACAAAUGAAGCCUAACAUGUAACAUAUGUACGAUUUUGAGUUGUAGAACUAAAUGUGUUGAGUGUCUGAUUUUA
Populus trichocarpa (black cottonwood) is the source of this 2442-nucleotide messenger RNA. Its product is annotated as serine/threonine-protein kinase PEPKR2. Gene Ontology annotation, biological process: protein autophosphorylation; peptidyl-serine phosphorylation; intracellular signal transduction. The record is from RefSeq and is a predicted model, not a curated record. Lineage: Eukaryota; Viridiplantae; Streptophyta; Magnoliopsida; Malpighiales; Salicaceae. Gene Ontology annotation, molecular function: ATP binding; calmodulin binding; calcium-dependent protein serine/threonine kinase activity. Gene Ontology annotation, cellular component: nucleus; cytoplasm. The transcript is spliced from 4 exons. The coding region runs from base 613 to 2016 and encodes 467 amino acids.